Messenger RNA from Humulus lupulus (European hop), 1215 nucleotides. Its product is annotated as putative disease resistance protein RGA4. The coding region runs from base 1 to 1215 and encodes 404 amino acids. NCBI's taxonomy places the organism in Eukaryota, Viridiplantae, Streptophyta, Magnoliopsida, Rosales, Cannabaceae. The transcript has a single exon. The record is from RefSeq and is a predicted model, not a curated record.
AUGAUCAAUCUUCAGACAUUAAGUGAUUUUGUUUUGUAUGAAAAUGAUGGGUCCAGGAUCAAAGAGUUGGGUAAGUCGGAGAAUUUGCAUGGAAGCUUGCAAAUUUCAGGCCUUGGAUAUGUGAAGGAAGUGAGUGAUGUUUUGGAAGGCAACUUGAAGAACAGAAGGAAUCUCACUGAGCUUAUUUUAAGAUGGAAUGAUGAAGCAAGUGAUUCAAUAAAGGAAAGAGAAGUACUUAAUGCGUUCCAACCACAUGAAAAUUUGAAGAAACUCGAAAUACUCAAUUAUAACGGCACAAACUUACCAGAUUGGGUAACACAUCCAUCCUACUUUAAUUUGGAAAAACUUCAUCUAGUCUCCAAAAACUGUUGCUUGUCCCUAUUAUCAUUUCGACUACUAAGUUCACUAAGACAUCUUUAUAUUUCAUGUCUUGAUAUGCAUGAUGAGUUUUGUGGUAUUUCUUUGAACAUGCCAUUUCCACUGUUAGAAGUACUAAAGCUUGAAGGAAUAAGUAGACUGGAUUGGUCGUUUACCAAUACAGAUGGCCAAAAGUGUGAGAUUUUUCCUUGUUUGAAGCAAUUUUCUUUAAGAAGUUGUGGGAAGAUAAAUGUGGCAUUACCUAUCGGUAAUUUUCCAUCUUUGGAAUAUAUCGACAUUAGGAAAUGUGGUGAUUUGGUGACUAUAUUUCCAUUAAGUACUCAUAUUGACGUUGCAUAUCCCUCUCUUGAAUGGUUGAACAUAGAUGGUUGUUCAAGGUUAGAGUCAUUUUCGAAAAUGGGAUUACCCUUUUUUUUAAAAAGUCUACGUAUCAUAUCAUGUAAUAUGCUCAAGGAAAAUCGCAUGAAAUGGAAUUUACAAAGACUCCCAUCGUUGAUUGAGUUAGAUCUUAAGAAUUAUGGAGGAGUGGUGGAUUCAUUUCCAGAAGAAUGGUUUCUCCCACCUUCUUUAACUCAUCUUUGGAUCCAUGGAUUUGAUAAGCUUACAGCUCUAAACGGAAAAAGUUUUCACCACCUCACCUCACUUCGACAAUUGAAACUUUAUUACUUGAAAAAGCUAGAGUGCUUGCCAGCAGAAGGAUUGCCCCAGACUCUUACUGCUUUGAUGAUAGCAAGUUGUUCUCUGUUAGAGCUUAGGUGCAAGGAAGGAACAAGGGAAGAUUGGCCCAAGAUUCAACACAUACCUAACCUAAACACAGAUCACUGGUAUGCCACGUAG